Salpingoeca rosetta is the source of this 2036-nucleotide messenger RNA. RefSeq lists its product as uncharacterized. NCBI's taxonomy places the organism in Eukaryota, Choanoflagellata, Craspedida, Salpingoecidae. Gene Ontology annotation, biological process: glutamate metabolic process. The record is from RefSeq and is a predicted model, not a curated record. The transcript has 16 exons. Gene Ontology annotation, molecular function: D-glutamate cyclase activity. The coding region runs from base 86 to 1870 and encodes 594 amino acids.
GCCACAUGAUUUGAACACGAACAAACAACAAUCCAAGCAAGAAGAAAGCAAAGAAGAAGGAACAAGAAGAAGUUGAAACACGACGAUGAGUGCGAAGUAUGCACUGCCAUCAAAGCUGCGUGCCAGUGUGGCGGCUGGCGUCUACGGCAUGAAGCCAACCUCGGGGGCUUGCCCAGGCUACCUGCAGGCGAAUGUUGUGAUCAUGCCGUCCUCGUACGCGCAAGACUUUGAAGAGUUCUGCAAGCGCAACUACCGCGCGUGCCCACUCUUGUACAAGUCAACCCCUGGACAACUCCACGCCGGCCCUCUCGCACAGGACUCUGACAUCAGGCAGAACAUUCCUGCUUACGAGGUGUUCCGCAACGGCAAGCACGAGGGCCGCGUUGGCAACAUCAAGGACAUCUUCACACAGGACAUGGUCACCUUCUAUGUCGGGUGCAGCUUCAGCUUUGAGCAGGCGCUCACCCGGGCUGGCGUGCCCGUCAGGAACAUCGAACAGGGCUGCAAUGUCUCCAUGUACAGAACAUCGCGUGACUGCGAUCAGGUUGGCCCCUUCAAGGGCAAGAUGGUCGUCAGCAUGCGUCCGGUCAAGAAGGACCACAUCUCCACUGCAGUCUCCGCAACAGCACCUUACGUUCUUGCUCACGGCGUCCCCUUUCACACUGUUGACCACCGCCUGCUCCUGCCCAAGACAACGCGACUUGAAACGCCAGACUACGGCGACGCCGUCGAUGUGCGAGGCGAUGAGGUUCCGUGUUUCUGGUGCUGUGGUGUCACCUGUCUCGAAGCCGUCAAGUCAGCCAACCUUCCCAUCGUCAUCACACACUCCCCAGGCUGCAUGUUCGUCACAGACGUUAAGGAGGAGGAUCUAUUCUCCAUCUCAGACUCUCCAAUCCUGAUGGGCGCAACCCAGCGCGCCAUGCAACACAUCAACUCCAUCGAAUACGCAAUCAAGGAGGACCCUGGUGGCCGAAACGUGAACGCGUUGACACUUCCAAACCAGCUCUGGUCUGCGUGCCAUGCCCUCCACAGUGCCACUCAUAUCGCAAUCACGACAGGAUUCCCGUGUCUGGUGACUCGCUCGAUUCCAACGGAGAGCGACGGCCCGCUGGGCGCCCUCUCCCUCGCACGCACACUCGUCCUCCUCGGCAAGCAGGUGACGCUGGUGGUUGAUCCUGCAAACAUGGCUGUGAUGACUGCAGCCCUGCAGCGGGCACGCGAGCUGGUGCCAGCCCUUGCUGACAAGUGCUCCCUCGUGGAGUUCAACGCAGACAAUGCAGAUGCGUCUGACAGCAGCAGUGAUGAUCAAACCACCCGUGCACGCGCGGUGAGCGAGCAGCUGUUGUCGCGCGGAGUUGACGCGGUCGUGGCGGUGGAGCGAGCCGGCGUGGCGUCGAGUGGGCACUACCACACGAUGCGCGCGGCAGUGAUGGAUCAGCACGUGCAGCCCAUCGACCACCUCUUCACCCUCGCCCAGGAGCGAGGUGUUGCGACCAUUGGCGUUGGCGAUGGCGGCAACGAACUCGGCAUGGGCAAGGUGCUUGACCUUGUAAAGGAGCAUGUGCCACGCGGUGAGGAGAUUGCGUGUGUUGUCGGCUGCGACUAUCUCAUUUCGGCCGGUGUGAGCAACUGGGGCGCAGAUGGCCUGGCUGCAGGCGCCGUCGCCCUCGCCACCUCAAACCCGACAGAGGCGGAACCGCUGCUGCCGGACGUGUCCUUUGAGAAGCAAGUGCUGCAAGCAUGCUUUGCUGCUGGUUGCCGGGACGGUGUCAAGCCCGAGGCAGACAUGAGCGUGGAUGGCAUGGCCUUUGACGCCGAGCACGUUGCCAAGAUUGACGAGCUACGCGCCAUCCUCCUUGCGCAAAAUUGACUUUGUGGUGCUUGUUCAACUUUGCCUUGUUUUUUUUUGCCGCACGGUGUGCUUGCAAGCAAAAGCAAAAUCUGAAACCUGGGUGGUGCAAUUGUUUGACGGCGAUGGUGGCGUUGGUCAGGUUUUGAUGCAUGCAUGCACGCAGACCGUUACGAAUAGUCUCUGA